Molecule: messenger RNA, 2532 nt
Organism: Sphaeramia orbicularis (orbiculate cardinalfish)
Lineage: Eukaryota; Metazoa; Chordata; Actinopteri; Kurtiformes; Apogonidae
Gene: ddx18
Product: DEAD (Asp-Glu-Ala-Asp) box polypeptide 18
Exons: 14
Coding region: 45-2042 (665 amino acids)
Molecular function (GO): ATP binding; RNA helicase activity; nucleic acid binding
Source: RefSeq, a predicted model, not a curated record
UCCUGAACAUCACGCACAUACACACGUGUAUUGAGGCUACAACCAUGGCGGAUCUACAGAUGAAACUUCUCCGAAAGAAAAUCCAGAAAAGAAAUGAGAAGAACAAAGAACGAAAAUUAAAAAAACAGACACAAGAUGAUGAGACAGUAAACUCAAAUGGUCUGGAGGAAGAAUGUACUGAAGAUCCAACAGCAGCUUGUCAAACAGAGACCAAGCCUAAGAAGAAGCAGAACAGCGUGUCAGUGGACAGGACCACCACAGCCAGUGAGACUCCUCUAAAGAAGAAAAAGAAAAAAAAGAGGAAGCUCACUGACUCUGCUGAAUCCCCAGCUGAAAAAAAGACCAAAACAUCAGAUGAUGAUGAGGAGGAGGAUGAGGGGGAAGAAGAGGCUGGUAAAAAUGCCGAACAGGUAGUUGAAGAACCAGAGGAAGCUGCAGAUGAUGAGGAAGAAGAUGAUGAUGCUGAAGAGGAGGAGAACAAAGAUGGAGAGGGUGAUGAAGAAGAUGAUGAACAACCCGAACUACCAUCGGGCUUAACAGGAGCCUUUGAGGACACAUCGUUUGCCUCCCUCGCUGAGCUGGUGAGUGAGAGCACGCUGAAAGGAGUGAAGGAAAUGGGCUUCGAACACAUGACAGAGAUCCAGCACAAAAGUAUACGCCCUCUGCUGGAGGGAAGGGACGUCCUGGCUGCAGCCAAGACAGGCAGCGGUAAAACCUUGGCCUUCCUCAUCCCGUCUAUAGAGCUCAUCUACAAACUCAAGUUCAUGCCCAGGAAUGGUACUGGUGUGGUGAUUCUUUCUCCUACACGUGAGUUGGCGAUGCAAACAUAUGGUGUACUGAAGGAGCUGAUGACGCACCAUGUGCACACAUACGGUCUGAUCAUGGGGGGCAGUAACCGCUCAGCUGAGGCCCAGAAACUGGCCAAUGGUGUCAAUAUCCUGGUGGCCACGCCAGGCCGUCUGCUGGAUCACCUCCAGAAUACUCCAGGGUUCAUGUUCAAGAACUUGCAGUGUUUGAUUAUUGAUGAAGCCGACCGCAUCUUGGAGGUGGGCUUCGAAGAGGAACUGAAGCAGAUCAUCAAACUGCUGCCAAAGAAGAGGCAGACCAUGCUGUUUUCAGCUACUCAGACCCGUAAAGUGGAGGAUUUGGCUCGUAUCUCCUUGAAGAAGGAGCCUCUGUAUGUCGGGGUGGAUGACAACAAAGACAAAGCAACUGUGGAUGGACUGGAGCAGGGUUACGUGGUUUGUCCGUCAGAAAAGCGCUUCCUGCUGCUCUUUACCUUUCUGAAGAAGAACCGCAAGAAGAAGCUCAUGGUCUUCUUCUCCUCCUGUAUGUCUGUGAAGUUUCAUUAUGAGCUACUCAACUACAUCGACCUGCCCGUCAUGGCCAUUCAUGGCAAGCAGAAGCAGACCAAACGUACCACCACCUUCUUCCAGUUCUGCAACGCUGACUCUGGCAUCCUGCUGUGUACUGACGUGGCCGCUCGAGGGCUGGACAUCCCAGAGGUGGACUGGAUCGUCCAAUAUGACCCACCGGAUGACCCCAAGGAGUACAUCCACCGAGUAGGAAGAACGGCACGAGGGAUCAAUGGCAGAGGCCACGCGCUCCUGAUCCUCCGGCCUGAAGAACUAGGCUUCCUGCGUUUCCUCAAACAAGCCAAGGUUCCAUUAAGUGAGUUUGAGUUUUCCUGGAGUAAGAUCUCAGAUAUUCAGUCCCAGUUGGAGAAGCUGAUCGAGAAGAACUACUACCUCCACAAGUCAGCCCAGGAAGCCUACAAGUCAUAUGUGAGGGCUUACGACUCCCACUCACUCAAACAGAUCUACAGUGUCAGCACCCUCAACCUCCCCAUGGUGGCGCUGUCCUUUGGCUUCAAAGUUCCCCCCUUUGUUGACCUGAACGUCCACAGCAGUAAAGGAAUCAAGAUGCAGAAACGUGGCGGUGGAGGAGGAUUUGGAUACCAAAAGUCAAAAAAUGUACACAAGUCUAAAAUCUUCAAGCACGUCAACAAAGGAAAGGGUGACAAAAGACAGUUCUCUCGCUGAGUUGGCCCAACAUUCUCCUCCUAGACUCUUUCCUGUGUUUGUGGAGAAGCGGCCGUUUAUGAAUACAGACUCUACUGUAAAGCGGAGGCUGUGAAAUGUACAGUUUGCCUCUGUUGGAAGAUAUUAUUUAGCCCAUUUGUUCCUGACUUGUAUAACAGGUGUUUUGUAAAUGUAUUGAUGUCACAGAAGAUUCCCUAAGUAACAAAAUACUCUUUUCUAAUAUCGCUGCAUCAGAUUGGAAUAUAAAUCCUUAAACCAUAAAUUUGUGAAGUUCUCAGUGUGUUGUGUGUUGUUUAAUUGUAGAGGGGGGAAAAAAAUCACCACAUCCACGUUUUUUUCUUUUUGAACACACUUCAUUUGCAUCAGUUUACAUUAAAAUUUGACCAGGCAUUUGUGUUAACCUGCAAAUCUGUACACAGAUGAAGUAAUCACAGUGUUCUGAGCUAUGAAGUUACAUUUGAUGAAGUGGAAAGUCACUGGAGCAAAGUAA